ACACCACGGGUGAACAAGAGGAGGAAGAAGAGAAGAGAGUACAGUGCUGGAAGAACCACAGCGGCACUCAGAUUACGGCGACAGGUCCCGACGGGCUCCCAAGAUGUCGAAGAAAAACGAAUACAGCCCUGCGAAGAUCAACAAGCGGGAGGCAGUUGAACUUUCUUCAGUGAUCAGUCGCAUGCAGAAGAAUGCAGACCAAGUGGAGAAGAACAUCCUCCGAGCUGAGGAGCUGCUGGGUGGGGACAAAGCGCAGGAUGAGAAGAGCAAGCAGCUCCUUCACCAGCAGGAGAACUCAAGGAACCUGAGUCAGGCUGAGGAGCUGCUCAAGGACCUUUUCCUGGACGUGGGCAAAGCCAGGAAGCUGAAGCACCCGCAGGCCUCUGAGAUAGAGAAAGAUGUGAAAAACCUGCAUGAUCGCUGGGCUAAGAACUGCACCAUCUACAGAGAUCUGUACGACCAGGUGCAAGACUUGGAGCUGAAGCAGAAAAUUGACUGGGGCCCUGUACUUCGAGAAAAACAGAGCCAUAUAAUGGGAGAGGAGUACGGCCCUAACCUGUGCGACGUAGAGAAGCAGAUCGCUGAGCACAACAUUCUCCACCAGCAGAUUGAAGCCUACAGCAGCCAGCUGCAGCCCAGCUCCACAACUUCGCCGGAGAAUUACAAAGCCUUCAAAGAAGAAUACGUCAAACUUUUAGAGAUCUCCAAGCUCAGGCACAACCACCUGGCCUCUCUGUAUGAGUACAUGCAGAGCUGCAGCAAGGAGCUGGUCUACCUCUCCAGCCAGCAGGAGAAGAUUCUCAACAGAGACUGGAGUGAUCGCAUGGUUGACACCUCAGGAGUCCGCAUGGAGUACGAGAAGUUCAAAAGCAAUGGACUUCUGGCACAUGAGCGGGAGGUCAACCAACUCCUGGAGGAAGGGGAAAAUCUUGUUCAGAUGAAACACCCUGGCUGCCCAGCAAUAAUAAUGCUCAGGGACAAAGUGCAGCUGGAGUGGCAGUCCUUCCUCAACUUGUGCAUAGCACAAGAAAUGCACCUGGAGAACGUUGACAACUACAAGAAGUUCCAGCUGGAUGCAGAUACACUGUCCGAGUCUCUGCAGAGACUCAACUCCACCUUGGAUCCAAAGUUCCUGAACAGCAAGAGCAACUCAGAGAUCCUGCUGGCGCUGGAGGGAGAUGAACCAUCUGUGAAAAGGAAUGAGCAGCGUGUGGAGGCCCUCAGGGAGCUAAGCAGCAUUGUGGCUCCUCUGAAACUGCGCAGAAUCCAGCCCACCAAACCCACCAUUGCAUUGUCCCUGUGUGAUUGGGCAGAUGAAAACGGGUCUGUGGAGCGUGGUGUGGAGCUGAUCCUGAAGUCCAAUCCAGACAAUAAGUACUGGGAGCUGGAGGACAGCAAUGGGAGGACCACAAGCCUCCCAGGAGCAUGUUUUGAGAUUCCACCACCUAAUCCAGAGGCCCUUGAAACUAUGAAAAGCCUCGACAGAAAACUGGCAGACCUGAAGAAACGUAGAUCUGCACUGAGGGACUCCCUGAAAGCCUCCACAGUGGAGGUGAUCCGUCCCCAGAAGGCUGCUCUUUUUGAAAGUGCACCUGAGGAUCCAAAACUGACAGAGCUCAACAGUGAUAUAGAUAAGAUCAACAAAGCUCUGGCGAGGAAUGAAAAAGAAAUCCUGAACAGAUUGAGGACCUCGCUGGACACCAGAGAUCCCAUUCAAGACUUGGAAAAAAGGCAGCAAGAGAAUGAGAAAUCUGCUCUGACUGUCAGAAAGCUGGAGUCAGACAAGUCUGCCAUCCAAAGAGAGGUGGAUCCAAUUCUGCUCAAGAAACCUCUGGGACCAAAGGCCUCCAUGCUGCCGCCGAAAUUCAGUGAUGCCAACAACAAGAUCCACAACAUCAACACACUUAUUGAUCUUUAUAAUAAAAAAGUAACAGCCUCCAUGUUCCUGGAGAAACAGUUGGAAAAGACUGAGGUCACCGUUUCUUGGUUUGAGCAGCAAUUAACUAAAGAUGGGGUCAUUCUUGAUCAGCCAGAUGUCCUUCAGAGUCGCACCAAGAAGCUGCAGAAUCUGCAGCAGGACGUUCUCCCGAAGAAAGAAGAACUGAACAAGUUAGGCAAAGAUCUGGACCUGACCAAGCAAGCAUGCAGCACUCUUCAACAGAGUCAUGACGAGUACUGCCCUGACAUGCGCCGCCAGGAGAGUCAGGUGAAACUCCUGAAGAACCGUUAUACGAACAUCAAUAAUCAGCUCCAGGAGAGGUUGACUCUCCUUAAACAAGCAUCCUACAAAAAUCAAGAGUUUAAUAAUGUUGUUCAGUCACUGGACUUUUUCUUGCUCAAUUUGCCCGAUAACUCAAUCAAACCUACUGAUGGUCUGGGAGAAAUAAAGACAAAGGAGAAUUCCCAAAAGAGAGUGAUGGAGGACAUUCAGAAGAGAUCUGGGGAUAUAGCCCGACUCAAGGAUCUGUCCAAAGAUCUGCAGAGAGUUUUAAAUCAAUAUGAAAUCAAGUCAAAAACGUAUCGUGGCACUUUGAAUGAUGAUGAUGAUGAAGAGGACAAUGAGAAUGGUGAAGAUGAAACCUACAAGACAACAGCUUCAAAGAAACGUCUAACAUCAACUCUGGCUCAAGACGUGCAAAGAACGGAGAAAGACCUGCUGAACCGCUUCUCUGAGAUCUCGGCUGAAAACAACCAGCGAAUCAGUCAGUUGGGGACAGCAAAGAACAUCGUUGCAAUGAGUAAAGAGAAAGUGAGUCAGGUGGCUGUCAACCAUCAGCUGCAGCUUCAAAGUCAGCAGAAGAACUUGGUGGAAUCCGAUAGUCUGAAAAAGAAAUUAGAUGAAGAAAUGAACAGGCGUUUACAUUCUGAGAAUAACCUGGAAGCCUACCAGAAGAGGUUUUUGUCUCUAAAGCACAGGCGAGGAGUGGAGAGGUUGGAGGAGAAGGACGUGGUGCAGUAUUACCGUGAACCAAAACUGGAGGCAGAGCUCCAGUCCCUAAAACAUCGCAUCCAGGAGGAAGAAUUCAGUAGAUCCAGAAUCAAGUCUGAGAUAGAACUGAUCAAUGAGAAGAUCGUCACAGUUGAACUACAACUGACCAAAGUGGAACCUAAACUAGUGACCAAAGUGCUCACUGAAUAUGAGAGAGACCCCAAACUUGAUAAAGAAGCGGCUGAGAUCAGAGAUGAGAUGGAGAGAAUCCGGAUGGAGCUUCAAAAAAGAGAGACUGAAACAGUCCACGUGAAAACUGAGCUCACGGUUCUGGCUCAGCAGAAACCAAAAAUCAGGGAGAAGGUUGUCAAAAAAGAAGUGGUGAGACUGGAAAAAGAACCAGAGAUGCUAAAAGCUGUUCUAACUUUCCAAGGUGACAUUGCAGAGGAGGAAUUACGCUGCAAGUCUCUCAGCGAUGUAAUUUUUAGCACCAGGUCCCAGAUUAACACACUGGAGAGGAUCAUCCCAUCCAUUGAACCCAAGAUCGUUACCAAAGUUGUGAAACAAGUGCAGCAAGAUCCACAACUGAUAGGUGAUUCAAAGAAAAUAAGAAUGGCUUUGGAAGAGGAAAAGGACGAGAAUGCUAUCCUGAUGAAGGACCUCGCCACCCUUCAGCUUCGCUUUAGUGAACUGGAACUGAUGAAGCCCAAAGUGGAGGUCAAAGAGAUUGUCAAUGAGAUCUACAGAGUUGAUCCUGACACUGAGGUUGAGCUGGUGCGCCUGAAGAAGGAGCUACAGAAUUUGAGUCGGAACCGUUCAGACCUUGAGAAAGAGAUUGACUCGGUGACAACAACCCUGACUACACUACGCACCCAGAAACCCAAAGUGGAGUACAAGGAGGUGACCCAAGAGGUCAUCAAAGAAGAGAAGAGCCCAGAGGUUAUGAGGGAGUUGCAAAGACUGAAUAACCAAGUCUCCCGCCUACAAGUCAACUAUGACACCACAUUGGAGCUGCUAACCCACCUACGGAAGGAAAGAAAUGAACUGAAAGCUGAAAAAUCUAAAGUGGAGACAAAGUUUCUGACAAAGGAGGUCAUCAAGUAUGAGAAUGACCCUCUUCUGGAGAAGGAGGCUGACAGACUUCGAAGAGAUGUACGAGAGGAGAUCCAUCAACGCCGACGUUUGGAGGAAUUUUUCUUUGAACUACAGAACCAAUACAUUACGCUUGAAAGGCAGAAACCAGAGCAAAAGAUUGUCACCCAGGAGGUUGUUCGCCUUCAGAAAGACCCCAAGCAGAUUCUGGAGCAUGAGAAGUUGAAUAAGACCUUGGACGAAGAAAUGAAGGCACGCAGAAAACUCGAAUUAGAGGUCAGACAGCUGAGAGCACUGAUUGAAGAGAAAGAGAGAGACUUGGCUAAGAUGGAUGAUCGCCAAAAGAUGAUCCAAAUAGAGUCUGAGCUCAGGCAGAUCAAGGCUCGCAUUCUUGAACUGGAGAAUGCUCCACCACCUGUUGAAGAGAAGAUCAUCAUUGAGGAGGUCCUGAAAGUGGAGAAGGACCCCAAGCUGGAAAAACUCACUGACGGUAUUCGUUUUGAAAUGGAGAAGGAGAGCAACAACAUUAGCCGUUUUGAGAGAGAAAUUCGAAACCUCAAACUGAAGUUGGAGAUUCUGCAAAGGGAGAAGUCCGUUGAGAAGGUUGUUUACAGAGAAGUUGUUCGUGUAGAGAAAGACCCAGCAGUUGAAGCUGAAAGGGACCAUCUCAGAGAUAUUGUAGCACAGGAGAGGAAUCAAAGGCGAAAUCUAGAAGACAGCCUCCAGAGCAUAAACAACCAAAUAAACCAUGUGCAGACAUCAAGGUCCGUGACUUCUCAGGAAGAGACAGUUCUCAUCACAAGCAGAGACGCUCUGCAAAGGGAGAAAGAAGAUCUCCUCAAACAGCUUAAAGCGCUGGAGUCUGACAGGCAAACCACCACCAUUACCUUCCAACAACAGUCCAAGCUGAUGAGCGAGAGGAACCAGAUGGCACGCCAGAGAAGUCUUAAAACAUCCUCUGAGAUCCAACGGCUGGAGAAAGAUAUCCUGAAUGAGAAGGAUAAAAUACACCAGAGGGAGACCCUCAUUGCUGAGCUGAAGAAAGGCAUAAAGUCAGAUGAUCAUUCAGAAAUACACAGAGAGAUAAACCUCUCAACUAAGAUCACCAUCCUGGAUCCAGAGACCGGCAAAGACCUGUCUCCCUAUGAUGCUUACUUACAAGGAGUAAUUGAUAGAAACUACUACCUUCAACUGUCUCAGCUGGAGUGUGACUGGGAGGAAAUCACUUCAACCGGUCCAGAUGGAGAUAUAACGGUUCUGCAAGAUCGACAAAGUGGGAGGCAAUACUCUGUGAAGGAUGCUCUGAAGGAAGGUUGCCUGACUCAAUAUGACCUGGUCCGCUACAAGGAGGGUAAAAUACCUGUCUCUGAAUUUGCCCUCCUUGUUGCAGGAGAAAGGCCUCAACCUUAUGUUGCCCCAAAAUCCACAAGCAAGCCCAUCCCAUCUUCCCCUCUGAACUCCAUGCCUUCACCCUUAAAGUCUUCUUACACCAACCUGAGCACUCAACGCAGCAGCAGCAGUUUAAACAACCUUACUCUUCCCACAGGAGAUGAUUCUUUCCCAAUCUCUGGCAUAUUUGACACCACAACUGAUACCCGCAUGUCUGUGAGAAGUGCUCUCACACGCAAAUUCGUUGAUCCAGACACCGCAAUGAGGCUGCUCGAGGCACAGUCAGCCACUGGCGGGAUCGUCGAUCUGGGCAAAAAGGACAAACUCUCUGUCCACAAGGCAGUUGACCACGGCCUAAUCGACUCAGGCCACAUGCAAAAGCUACUAAGCGCCCAGAAGGCUUUCACUGGAGUCGAGGAUCUUGUGACAAAACAGCGCCUGGCAGUGGGACUGGCAGCACAGAAAGGCUACAUGACUAAAGAGAACGCCAAGAGGUACAUGGAGGCCCAGUACCUCACAGGUGGGUUGGUGGACCCCAGUAAGGCAGGCCGUCUAACUAUCAAAGAGGCGCUUGCAGCAAAUCUGAUUGACAGCACAAUGGCUAAUGAGCUAAAAGAUGAGGCUUUGCACUCCAAAGAGCUGGUUGACCCCAUCACCAAGGAGAAGAUAUCAUACAAGCAGGCUAUGGAUCGGUGUAAGAGAGAUGUAACUACUGGGCUUCUGCUGCUUCCUGUUGCCUCAACAGAUGCUGCAAAUGCUCCAUCCUACUCUAAUUACCGCUUCCUUUAACAACAAAAUUUAAAAAGAGAUUGAAAUUAUCUACAGCUUGUGGUGCUAGGCAAACUGACAGGAGAGGAGAAUCAGAAAUGUUUAUGCAUAUAUCAGAUGAAGAAAAAAACAUAUAUUUUGGUGGGAAUGUACUCAUGGAUUGUUUUUCUCUGUAAUAGUUCUGGUUUUCUGUAAAAAUAAAGGUGUUUUUGUCAUACCAUUUGUCAUAUCAUAAACUGUUGCCAUGCAUAUUCUUAUUAAACUUAACCAGCUCACA
Molecule: messenger RNA, 6455 nt
Organism: Girardinichthys multiradiatus
Lineage: Eukaryota; Metazoa; Chordata; Actinopteri; Cyprinodontiformes; Goodeidae
Product: envoplakin-like
Exons: 22
Coding region: 104-6199 (2031 amino acids)
Biological process (GO): wound healing; intermediate filament cytoskeleton organization
Cellular component (GO): intermediate filament; membrane; cytoskeleton
Molecular function (GO): cadherin binding; structural molecule activity
Source: RefSeq, a predicted model, not a curated record